Bacillus rossius redtenbacheri is the source of this 2126-nucleotide messenger RNA. RefSeq names its product protein lethal(2)essential for life-like. Gene Ontology annotation, biological process: protein refolding; response to heat. The transcript is spliced from 4 exons. The record is from RefSeq and is a predicted model, not a curated record. Gene Ontology annotation, cellular component: cytoplasm; nucleus. Lineage: Eukaryota; Metazoa; Arthropoda; Insecta; Phasmatodea; Bacillidae. The coding region runs from base 72 to 644 and encodes 190 amino acids.
CCUCGCGCGGCAGUGCAGGUGCGAGGCGUCUCGGAGGAAACCUACGUAAAAAAAAAAAAACACUCUUCACAAUGUCGAUGAUGCCGCUGCUGCUGCGCGACUGGUGGGACGACGCGGACCGGCCGUCGCGGCUGUGGGACCAGCACUUCGGGCUGGGGCUGCGCGGGGACGACCUGCUGGCCCCCGUCGCGCCCCUGCUCAAGUCCCGGGGCUACAUCCGGCCCUGGGGACUGCUGGGCCGCCAGAACAGCGGCCUCUCCACCAUCGCUGCCGACAAGGACAGCUUCAAGGUGAUCCUUGACGUGCAGCAGUUCUCCCCCAGCGAGCUGACGGUGAAGACGGUCGGCUCCGAGGUGGUGGUCGAGGGCAAGCACGAGGAGAAGCGGGACGAACACGGCUUCGUGUCGCGCCACUUCGUGCGACGCUACCUGCUGCCGCCUGACACCGACCCCAAGGACGUGCAGUCCAGCUUGUCCAGCGACGGCGUGCUCACCAUCACCUCGCCGAAGAAGGCGGAGCCGAACGCCCCCGGGGAGCGACUCGUGCCCAUCGUCCAGACGGGACUGCCCGCCGUCAAGCCGACCACGGAGACGACCCUCCAGCCGACCAUCGAGCAGCCGGAGACGCCCAAACCAGAACACUGAAGGAACAAAGACUGAUCAACCCCCUUUUCCUUGCGCUGUUCCCAAGAGCGUCGUUUCAACCCUCGGCGCUACGGUGGCGAGCUGCUUGCCUGCUGAAACUGAUCCGCGCUUCAUAUACUACAUCACGGAUACGUUUGUAAAAAUGCAACAACGUUAUGUUUCCACAACAUUGCAUAAAUGUGUCUGAAAAAUGGCAAAGAAAUGUAUUUGUAAUUUUAAAAUAUUUAUUUAACUAAUACAAGUAUUUUUAAUAUUAAAAAAGGUUGUUUUUGUAAACCUAUCACAUUUGUGUUAUUGCCACAGCAUUAUUUACACGAACGCAUAAACUAUGCCGCAGAAACAAUGGUUACAAAUGUUGGGUGUUCAAACAAAUUUUGCACGAACAGUAGGUAAACCACUCUCAUUAAGGCACUUUUUUUUUCAUGAACGCAUAAACUAAAUAAAUUGUAGGUAUAUAGGUAACGGAACUAUAUAUUCAAAACACUGAAGUUUUAACUGUUAACUCUUUACCAUACAGAAUGGCGGAGGAAAAGAAAUGGAUAGUGGUUUCCCCCCAGUAAAAAUAAAAUAGAAAUGGAAGUAUAAAAUAUACAUUUUUGAGCAUUUAAAAUGUUUAAAGUAGAUUUAUACUUUAUUGUAAGUCUUCAAAUAAGUAACUUUAACGGUUUUACCAUAAAAUUUUUCAAUAGCAGCUGCAACUUGCUCAUGUGUCACUGUCCCCUGUCAAUGUCAAUGUCAUUACAUUCAGAACGCGAUUUGGGCAUCCUCUUAUCUCCUGGAAUAAACGAAGUCCUUCAGAGUUUCAUGCAAGCUAAUGAAUCAGUAUUACAGUCUCGAGAUGCUUUGACUGUCAACUAGGAACCACCCUCUUCCCACAGCGAAACGUAUAAGCUCAUCGAGUUAGACUUCGUACAGGAGUGCACCAAAAGAAUAUGAUUCAGAAUGACUAGUUAAAAUACGAAUACGGUAACAAAUUUGGUGGAAAGUUGCGAGUCAUACACAGUCGGUUAAGAGGUUUGCACCAAUUUCCCCAGAGAGAAUUAUAUGUUUGAUAUCUAAUUAACUUUAAUAUGUAUAAUAAAUAAGCCAAAGUAUACUAGGAUCGAUAUAUUUAGAUGGGCAGGUAGAUAAUUCCAAAUUGUUUCUUAUGUCAUUUAAAAAUGCAACAUAUUGUAAACACAGACAUUUCUUCAGAAAUUAUAACAUAAUUGUUCAUGUGUUUUGUCUAUUGAUGUUUCCGUAUUUAUAUGAAAGAAAAAAUGGCUACUGUGAUUAUCAAAGUUCUAUUGAUACUAUCAGUUAAAAUUGAAGGAAUUUGUUAAAGGAUUAAAGCAACACUUAUAAAAUGUAAUUAUGUUAAGAACUGUACUCUGUUAAAAUUCUACGUACCUUAAAAACUAUACUUUUUGUAGGAUGAAAAAAUCGUUGAACCUGUCAUGAUUGGAAGUGUUUUUGCAGAUUAUAUUUGACUUUACAAAUAUA